AUGAAGCUGAGCUCAUCAGUAUUUGCUUUAUUGUGUCUCAUAUUUGAGAUUUUGUCAGUCGCUCUUUUCCUGAGAGGAUUCUUCCCUGUUCCUGUCAAAUCCUCCUUUUCAGCCAAGAGCAAACUGACUGACUUUCCUGCAGAGCCACACACAGGAGACGGCGUGAACUCGUCGCGAGCCCCGGCUCCUCUGUUCAGCCGUGUGGUGCUGCUCCUGAUCGACGCUCUCAGACAGGACUUCGUGUUCGGCUCUGAUGGUCUCAAGUUCAUGCCGUACACCAGACAUGUGCUGGAGAGAGGCUCUUCUCACAGCUUCACUGCCAAAGCCAGACCGCCCACUGUCACCAUGCCCAGGAUCAAGGCUCUGACGACCGGCAGCAUCCCGGGCUUCAUCGACGUGGUGAUGAACCUGAACUCUCCGGCUCUGCUGGAGGAUAACCUCAUCUGGCAGGCCAAGAGCGCCGGCAAGCGGAUCAUCUUCUACGGCGACGACACGUGGGUUCGACUCUUUCCCAAACACUUCAUGGAGCACGACGGCACCACCUCCUUCUUCGUGUCCGACUACACCGAGGUGGACAAUAACGUGACCCGUCACCUGGACGGCACGCUGAAGCGGGACGACUGGGAUAUUCUGAUCCUGCAUUACCUUGGUCUGGAUCACAUCGGGCACAUCAGCGGACCCCACAGCUCCCUCAUAGGACCCAAACUCAUGGAGAUGGAUGACAUCAUCAAGAAGAUUCACUCCUCGCUCAUAUCAAAGGAAUCUGAAGGGACGCUGCCCAACCUGCUGGUGGUGUGUGGAGAUCACGGCAUGUCUGAGACCGGCAGUCACGGCGGAUCGUCAGAGGCGGAGAUCAACACGCCGCUCGUGCUCAUUAGCCCCGCCUUCAGGAGGAAAGCGGACCUGGAGGAGCCGGAGGUCCUGGAGCAGGUGGAUCUUCCCCCCACCCUCGCUCUGGCUCUGGGUUUGCCGGUGUCCCAGAACAGCGUGGGCCGCCUGAUCCCGGCCGUGUUCGAGGACUCGUCGCUCCGGGAUCAGCUCCGCCUCCUGCAGAUCAACGGACACCAGCUGAGCCGACUCCUGCGCGACAGCAACCCCUCCUUCCACAAGGAGGUGGGCUAUGAGCAGUUUCGUGUGGCGGAGAAGGCUCACGGGAGCUGGAUGAAGCUCUACAUGGAUGGGAACACGUCGGAGGUGCUGAGCAACAUGGGGAAGAAGGUCCUGAAGCAGUAUCUGGAGGCGCUGAAGGCCAUGAGUGCAGCUCUGAGCAAACAGCUGGGCAAAUACGACAUGUACUCCAUGAUCAUGGGCAUGAUCCUCACACUGCAGGUGCUGGUCCUGCUGGUGCUGGCGAUGCCGGAGGCGCUGAGCAGGGAUGCGGCGGUGGACGUCCCGCUGGCCUCGUCUCUGCUGUCGCUGCCCUUCUGUCUGCUGUGUGUGCUGGGAUCCGCUCUUCACGUGCUGGUGUGCACCUCGGCCGGCAGCUCCUGUUACCUCUGCUCUCUGCCCUGGCUCCUGGUGUUCAGUGUCGUCCUCCUCUCCUCCGCACUCAUGUGUGCUCUCGGGGCCAUGGCCGUCAGGAGGAGUCCCACCGGCUGCAGGAGCCCUGCUCAGGGUUGUGCCUGGACUCUGUCGGAGUUGGACACUCUGUUGCUGAUCGGGACGGUCGGUCACACACUCAGUUUGGCCUCCAGCAGCUUCAUCGAGGAGGAACACCAGACCUGGUACUUCCUUCUCAACACGCUGUGCCUGGCCGUCUUCCAGGACGUGUGCCGGAAGUACUUCCGGGAGCAGAGAGGAAGAGGAGAGGAAUUGGACGGGAAGUUCUUCCCGGAGCCGAGAGGAAGAGGAGAGGAAGAGGACAAGGAGCGGGCGAGUUUGGGAAUGAGUUCGAGAUGGGAGAAGUGGCUGGCGCUCGGGACUCCGCUGAUGACCCUGGCCUGCUGUCGCCUGCUGAGGGCACUCAACCACACCGGGGUGCAGUGGGCGCACCUGCCCGACUUCGGACACUGGCUCAACAGUGGGGACCACAAGCCGUUCCUCUCGGUGUUGUCGGUGUUGUCUCUGGUUGUGAUCUUCCUCCUGGUUCAGCGUCACUGUUCGCUGGUGUCGAAGAUCGCGCUGGUGCUCGGCAUGCUGGGAGUUUACAGCUAUCGCGCCGCUGUCGGAAACGUCCUGUUCCCAUGGCAACACAGCAGCCGUUCCGUCUCCAAGGGAACCGUGGAGGCUCGGUUCGUCUACGUCUUCGUCCUCGGCAUCUUGUUCACGGGCGUGAAGGACCUGUUGCGCUCGCAGCUGAUGUCAUCAGCGGGGGACAGUGGGCGGCUGAAGAGCAGGGGAUUGUGGGAAGUGUACAGUGGCGUGGUGUUACUGGUGGCUCUGCUCUUCAGGGCUCAUAACUUGCCCACGCUGGCCUGCUGUCUGCUCAUCCAGACCAUCAUGGCCCAGUUCAUCUGGAGGAAGAUGCACUACGACGCCGCUCAGACCACCAUCAUGCACUACUGGUUCGGCCAGGCGUUCUUCUACUUCCAGGGAAACUCUAAUAACAUCGGGACGGUGGACAUCUCUGUGGGUUUCGUGGGUCUGGAGAGUUAUGUCGAAGCUCCUGCUGUUUUCCUGACGGCGCUGAGCACUUACGCAGGACCUCUGCUGUGGGCCUGUCAUCUACUGUGUCACCUCAGCUCAGAGAGAGACAGGGCUGUAAUGGGUCUCGGUCAUGGCAGCUAUUGCUUCGCGCUCCUGCGGUCCAUCCCGGUCGUGUUCUACGUGGUUCUGGUCACCGCUCUGCGAUACCACCUCUUCAUCUGGAGCGUGUUUUCUCCCAAACUCUUGUACGAGGCCAUGCACACCCUCAUCACCACCGCCGUGUGUCUGUUUUUCACCUUUAUGGAUCAGGAUCGCUCAGCGAGACCUUGAACACAAAGCCAGAACCAAAGCCAAACUCAGGUACAGAACAAAAGGAUAAAGAGAUUAAAAUAUAAUUCUACUGCUGUGAAAUAGUUCGGAGCUGACAUGCUCUACUGACUUAUUUCUGUGUACGUGAUCAAUGAUUUUGUAUAUUUUUUGGGAGGUCAUCAGCGAUGACAUGACUUGUGGGUGUACAUAUGAUAAUCCCUCUCAUCCUCUAUGCAGUUUUCUUCCUAAAGCUAAAGGAGAGUGUAAUUCUUUUGAGUAUUUUGCCGUUUCUGUUCCUGACCGUUAGGAAUAGUUAACUCAUGUAAACUCAUCACGCACUUGAAAGCUUUAAGGGAUCUUUAAAGUGUUUUAAAUCAUAUCUAAACACAACUGCGCGUGACGUUUCUGUUGGGAAUGUGAAUUGUAAACCGAUUGAUGUUGGGUAAGAGUGUUUUUUCUUUAUCUCAUUCUCAGCGCUUAGAUCUGGUUAAUAAUAAAACAUCCCUUUUUUUGAUUGUGA
Messenger RNA from Pimephales promelas (fathead minnow), 3415 nucleotides. Lineage: Eukaryota; Metazoa; Chordata; Actinopteri; Cypriniformes; Leuciscidae. The record is from RefSeq and is a predicted model, not a curated record.